AACAAAAACGGCGGAAAUGGAACGGAUGGUGGGCAACGCGCGCGAAUGAGUGGUAAAAGGGGAAUUUACCAAAACAGUAAAUCUUGAAGUUUGUAGUUUUAAAUUGCCUUUUACGAGUAAAAUUUAAACUUAGUUCGCUAAAUUUUAUGUUUUACACAACCACAAAAGUGAAGUGAAACCGCCGGGCAUCGGAAUGGCUGAGCGUGCCCUUGAGUUGGUCCGUGAACUGACGAGGACAACGGAAACCAUUCCACCGUUCAACAGCGAGGGUGUUCGGUCUGUACUUGAAGACAUCAAUCAAGUUUUCGAGGAUAACAGCAGCAAUGCGCAGGAUUACAAUCGGACCGGCAGCCAAAGCUAUCUUCCGAUAAUCAUGUACCGCCACAAGCUGAUCCAAAGGCAGAAGCGUUGCCUCUUGGUCUACCUGCACGCCCGACUCCAGAAGCUGAAAAAGAUACGAUGGCAUCUGGGGGCCACCUUGCCACCCGAUAUCAAAGCCAAUCUGAACGAGCCGGAGCUGCAGUGGUUCAACAACUACUCGCGGAUGCUGGCCAAAUACAUGGCGACGAUUGGCGACGGUACGGGGUUGAAUCUCACCAACGACAUAAAACCACCGAAGUCGCUAUUCAUCGAGGUACGCUGUCUGACCGAUUACGGUAAGUUUGAAUUGGAAAGUGGGGAAAUUGUGCUGUUGAAGAAAAAUAGCCAGCACUAUUUGCCAAAACUCCAGUGCGAGGCUCUGAUCCGCCAGGGUAUUCUACAGCAUAUCGUGUGAUAGUA
Molecule: messenger RNA, 780 nt
Organism: Aedes albopictus (Asian tiger mosquito)
Lineage: Eukaryota; Metazoa; Arthropoda; Insecta; Diptera; Culicidae
Product: DNA replication complex GINS protein PSF1
Exons: 3
Coding region: 194-775 (193 amino acids)
Biological process (GO): DNA replication; DNA strand elongation involved in mitotic DNA replication
Cellular component (GO): GINS complex
Source: RefSeq, a predicted model, not a curated record